UAUCUUAGUCAGUUAUCUGAUAUUCAUAUACCUGCAAUCUUUUCGAUUUUCAAUGAAUUUCGAAUGCUGAUUGGAACUUUCUUUUUCACUGAAACGCCGGAGCUGAAGGAACAAAAUAAACAUGAUUCCAGCACGGUUUGUGCUCACAAUCUUAGGCUUCUUCGGUUACAUCAAUCUCUAUGCAAUGCGAGUAAAUCUCAGCGUGGCAAUGGUAGCCAUGGUAGGCAAAACUCACACAGACAAUGGAACCAAUGAAACGGUUAUAACAUGUCCUGAGUUGAUAAUACCAAAAAAUUUAACCAAUGAAAAUGACAUCGAGACAUUUGGAGAAUUUGACUGGGAUUCAAGUAUUCAAGGACAAGUAAUUGGAUCUUAUUUCUAUGGAUACAUUCUGACACAGCUUCCGGCUGGCAUAUUGGCUGAAAUGUACGGCGCCAAGUGGAUCUAUGGCAUCGGGAUUUUGAUGACAUCUCUUUUGACAUUUUUGACACCCUUAGCUGCAAGAUGGAAUGUAUGGGCGUUGGUGGUACUGAGAGCCGCAAUAGGACUUUCUGGGGGGGUUGCCUUUCCAGCAAUGAAUGUGUUGAUUAGCAGAUGGGUGCCGAAAAUGGAAAGAAGUAGAAUAUCCACUGCUAUGAAUUUAGGAACAAUGCUGGGCACUCUCGCAACGAAUAUGGUCACUGGAAUUCUGAGUGAAAGUUCUUUCUUGGGUGGAUGGCCAUCUGUAUUUUAUCUUUGUGGCUUGAUGGGAAGUGUAUGGUUUAUUUUAUGGGCUCUAUUAAUACACGAAACACCAGAUGAUCAUCCUACUAUAUCGAAAGAAGAACUAAUAUACAUUCAAGAAGGUCUUGACCAAGCAAAAAGCAAGGGUAUGAAAAUUCCGUGGAAAUCGAUCUGGACAUCACUGCCUAUGUGGGCAGUAAUUGUAGCACAUUUUGGACAGAAUUGGGCAUUUUAUACUUUGCUGACAAUGAUGCCAACAUACUUGAGUAAUGUUUUGCACUUUGAUUUAAAAGAUAAUGGAAUGGUAUCGGGCAUUCCUUUUUUGAUGAUGGCCCUUUUUGCAUUCCCUGCAAGUAUAGUAGCUGACUAUUUAAGAGCUGGUGACUAUCUACGUGUUACCACAAUCAGGAAAAUAAUGAAUAGCAUUGCAUUUUUUGGGCCAGCUUUGUGUGCGGUAGCUAUCGCCUUUGUGGGUUGCCGUCCAAUUAUCAUAAUUGUAUUAUUUUCUUUGUCCUUUGGAUUGAAUGGCUUGCUUUAUUCCAGUUUUAUGGUUAAUCACGUGGACAUGAGCCCGAAGUUUGCUGGAACUCUUCUUGGAAUAACAAAUGCAAUUGCAACAUUGCCAGGUUUUCUUGCACCAGCGUUUGUUGGAGUUAUUCUUAAAAGUGGGCAAACACUUAGAAACUGGGCAUUUGUUUACAUUAGCUCAGCUAUUAUCCAUUUCUUGUGUGGUCUUUUCUACGACAUUUUUGCUUCCGCUGAAUUACAGCCUUGGAAUGAAGAAAACGAAAAGAAAGAAACUGAAAAGAAAAACACAACAUUUUCAGAUGAAUAUGUGUACCGUUCAAAAUUAUAGAUCAUUUUUAAUUGA
Messenger RNA from Parasteatoda tepidariorum (common house spider), 1594 nucleotides. Its product is annotated as putative inorganic phosphate cotransporter. Gene Ontology annotation, biological process: monoatomic anion transport; transmembrane transport. The record is from RefSeq and is a predicted model, not a curated record. Gene Ontology annotation, molecular function: transmembrane transporter activity. NCBI's taxonomy places the organism in Eukaryota, Metazoa, Arthropoda, Arachnida, Araneae, Theridiidae. Gene Ontology annotation, cellular component: membrane.